GGGGGGGUAUUGUAGCAUUUCUGUAGCUUAAUAAUCAUUUUGAUUGAGCUCUGCUGCUCCAGGAGGAAGAGGAUAACCUAAGUUUUACUUUUGUUUCCUCAUGCACUGUUUACUUUGAGGCCACAUUCUUCGAUUGCUCCUCCUCCUUCCAAAAGGUGUUUUCUGUACUGUUUGUUGCUGGUCUUGUUGCUUCUCAAGAAUCUUCUUUUUCGCUUUACCCACAGGUCCUUGUCUCAAGAUUUCUGAAUCUCCCCAUCAAUCCUCCUCUUUUUUCAAUUUCUUGUUUUGGCCCACAGGUUUUUGUGAUGAAUUGUGUUUCUUGAACCAUUGAUUUCUUGAAAUGAAUAGGCUUGAGGGUUUCUUGAUCAAUUGAUUUCUUGCAAUGAAUCUUCUGUGGGGGUUGUUGUUUUUGGUGCUCUUGCAUCUUCUGUUUGUGGGGUUUUGUGAAUCAGCCUCAAGGCCAGAUGUUGUCAACAUUGGGGCAAUUUUUGUGUUUGGAACUAUUAAUGGGAAAGUUGCAAAUAUUGCAUUGAGUGCAGCUGUGGAUGAUGUUAAUUCUGAUCCCACUGUCCUUAAAGGGACCAAAUUGGCCCUCUACAAACAUGAUUCUAAUUACAAUGGCUUUCUUGCCAUCAUUGGAGGACUGCAGUUCAUGGCGACUGACACGGUGGCGAUCAUUGGCCCUCAAGUCCCCGGCAUGGCUCACAUAUUGUCACACCUCGCCAACGAACUCCACAUCCCUAUGCUGUCGUGUACUGCGUUGGAUCCGACCCUGGCUUCGCUUCAAUAUCCGUACUUCAUCCAGACGGCUCCCAACGAUCUUUACCAAAUGUCGGCCAUAGCUGAUACAGUGAGCCACUUUGGUUUCAGAGAGGUCAUAGUGAUCUACCCUGACGACGACCAGAGCCGGGGCAGUAUGAGUGCGCUCGGGGACCAAUUAGCAUCAAAGCGUUGUCGAAUCACUUACAAGGCAUUGCUACCACCGGAGGCGUUGGCAACAGAGAGUAAUAUCACAGAACAGUUGGCGAAGAUUUCGAUGAUGGAGUCGCGCGUCAUUGUCGUUCAUGCCUAUGCCGUGAUUGGACUCAGAGUUUUCAGAUUAGCUCGGAAGCUUAACAUGAUGAGUAAAGGGUACGUCUGGCUCGCCACGGCUUGGCUGUCGACUGUCCUCGAUUCCAGCCCGGAGCUCGUCGAUGAUCCUAAAUCUGUUGGAGGAGUUCUAACUUUCCGGCCUCACACGCCCGAGACAGACAGGAAAAGGGCGUUCUUGGCGCGAUGGAAAAGAUUAAGCAACGGUUCAAUCGGUCUGAAUCCGUAUGGACUAUACGCUUACGAUACUGUCUGGACUAUUGCUAAUGCUCUCGAUGUGUUUCUUGAUCGCGGCGGGAUAAUCUCGUUUUCGAAUAACUCCGACAUUUUCGGCUCCCGGGCCGGAGCGCUCAAUCUCGGCGCGUUGAGCACAUUCAACGGCGGGAAUCAGCUGCUUCAACAGAUAUUGGAUACCAACACGACAGGUUUAACUGGUCCGAUCGCGUUCAAUUCGGAUAAGGCUGUAGUUCGCCCUGCUUUCGAAAUUCUGAAUGUUGUUGGGAAGGAGUAUAGGAAAAUCGGGUACUGGUCUAACUAUUCAGGGCUUUCGAUUGUACCUCCCGAGUUUCUUUACUCCAAGAAACCUAACCGUUCGUCUGCGAGUCAGAAAUUGGGGAAUGUUGUCUGGCCGGGACAGACGACUGUCAAGCCACGAGGAUGGGUUUUCCCGCGUAACGGAAGAGAGCUGAGAAUCGGGGUUCCGGACAGGGUAAGCUUCCGCUCGUUCGUUGCGAAGGAUAACAACACGAACGAGAUUCACGGAUACUCGAUCGACGUAUUCCUCGCUGCCGUAAACUUGCUGCCUUACGCCGUACCCCACAAGUUCAUCCUGUUCGGAGACGGCCGGAAGAAUCCGCACUACUCGGAUCUUGUCAACAUGGUCGCCUCGAAUGUCUUCGACGCAGUCGUCGGCGAUAUUGCUAUAGUAACGAACCGCACGAGGAUCGCUGAUUUCACGCAGCCGUACAUAGAAUCAGGGCUCGUUGUGGUGGCGCCGAUCCGAAAGGUGAAAUACAGCUCAUGGUCUUUCAUGGCGCCGUUUACGCCCUUAAUGUGGGUGACGACCGCCGCAUUCUUCCUCGUCAUUGGAUUUGUGAUUUGGAUCCUUGAGCACCGCAUAAAUGAUGAAUUCCGAGGCCCUCCGAAGAAGCAACUGAUAACGAUGUUAUGGUUUGGCUUCUCGACAAUGUUCUUCUCACACAGAGAAAAUACCGUGAGCACGCUUGGCCGAUUGGUUCUAAUAAUCUGGCUUUUCGUUGUAUUAAUCGUCACGUCGAGCUACACCGCCAGCUUGACAUCGAUCCUCACCGUCCAGCAGUUAACUCCGACUAUCAGAGGGAUCGACUCCUUGAUCUCGACUAACGAUCGUAUCGGUUUCCAAGAAGGCUCUUUCGCCGAAAGCUAUUUAAAUAAUGAACUCAACAUUGCGAAAUCAAGACUUGUCGCUCUCGGCUCCCCGGAAGAAUACGCAGAUGCCUUAACCACAGGCAGAGUCACGGCAAUCGUCGACGAACGCCCAUACGUCGACAUCUUCCUCGCCAGCUACUGCAAGUUCCAAACCGUCGGGCAAGAAUUCACGAAAAGCGGAUGGGGAUUCGCGUUUCCGAGGGACUCGCCGCUAGCGUUGGACAUGUCGACGGCGAUCCUGAACUUAUCGGAAAACGGGGAGCUCGAGAAGAUACACGACAAGUGGCUGAAGACGCGGACGUGCGGGCAGGCGAGCUCCGACGACUCGCAACUUCAGCUGAGGACCUUUUCGGGGCUUUUCAUCAUAUGCGGGAUUGCGUGCUUACUCGCACUCGUCGUGUAUCUCGGGGUGACGGUGCACAAGUUCAGGCGAUACUUUCCUCACCUGUCGGAACGCUCUCGGGCGAGCAGCUCGCUGUCGAUGCCCAUCCAACGGUUCCUAUCGUUCGCCGACGAGAAGGAGGAGGAGUUGAAGAAUAGGCUGAAAAGAAAAAGGAAUUCAAACACAGACAGAAACACAAUGUCAAGGAGCAACACAUCUAAUGGAUUCCAAGAAUAGAUCUGUUAUAGUAUACGUAGAAAAUUGAAAGAUUGGUUCAGUUUCAACGUGAGAUAUGUAGAUUUCAUGUUGUCUUUAAGUUGUAGCAGGAUGGAUGAUGACGAUGAUAUAUAUAUAUAUAUAUAUACACGAAUUUAUAUACAUAAUUUGAUUAGUGAU
This is a messenger RNA of Andrographis paniculata, 3274 nucleotides long. RefSeq names its product glutamate receptor 3.2-like. The transcript is spliced from 6 exons. Gene Ontology annotation, cellular component: plasma membrane. Lineage: Eukaryota; Viridiplantae; Streptophyta; Magnoliopsida; Lamiales; Acanthaceae. The record is from RefSeq and is a predicted model, not a curated record. Gene Ontology annotation, molecular function: signaling receptor activity; ligand-gated monoatomic ion channel activity. Bases 383 to 3115 code for a protein of 910 amino acids.